Molecule: messenger RNA, 1066 nt
Organism: Gossypium raimondii (Peruvian cotton)
Lineage: Eukaryota; Viridiplantae; Streptophyta; Magnoliopsida; Malvales; Malvaceae
Exons: 3
Coding region: 557-934 (125 amino acids)
Source: RefSeq, a predicted model, not a curated record
CCUAAUUACAUCUGUGAUCUCAUAAAACCCUUAAAUGUUUAGAAUAUGUAUUCAUUUGAAUUAUUUAGAUGAUCUUUUGAGGAUGUAUGGAAAAUAUAAUUGCUUGAAUGUCUCGUUACAUGUUACUCGUAGUGAUUUAGUUUGAGUUGAUUCGACAAUGUAAUGGUACGUGAUAUCACACAUUUGGAUCCGAAGACCGCGUCAAGUAUGAGGUGUUAAAACUUACCUGCGUAGCCAUCGGACAUGCUUCUCAUUCUUGAAAGAGCUACAAAGGCAAGUAAAGAAAUUUUAGAACAUUGGUGCACACCCGAUACCUUUCUUCACAAGUCAUGAGUAAAUGUCAAGGAACGAAAGAGAUUCACUAGAAGUAAUUGUGGGGAGUGGGGGACCACUCCACCCCCUCGGGCAAGUCUAAGCAAGCUAGAAAGGCAGGUUGACGAGAAGAAAACGGGGAGCAAAAGUUUAUGCAUGGGCUAAAAAACAACUAUUUAAAGCGCGUAGCUUUAUCCUUAAUGUUGGACGAAGGGAGGACACUUCGCCAAACCGGUAGUAGAGGAUGCAAGUAUCAGCACAGAAAAAGAAAAAAAAACCUAAAAUGAGCCCAACAAUGAAGAUGGUUAUGUUCAUUAAUAAACCUCUCUUUUGGUCUCCUUAUUGGAAUAGGCAUAAGUCAAUUCAUUUAUCUCAAUAUCAAAGUAAAGUCAUUUCUAAAAUAAUGUUUUUGUGCCAAGCAUCAACAUCUAUGUAUGUUUUAUCAUGUUAUACAAGGAUGUUGGAGCCAUGGAAAGAAUGGAAAGCGAAAGUGUUAGCCACCCAAAUCCUCCCUUUGAUUGUUGUUAUUUCCGCUUCAACUUCUAACGAUGUAAGGGCUUGGUUGCAUCUGAUCCUGAUCAUCUCCAAGAUUUCUGCGUUGCUGAUAAAACCUCAAGAAUAAACGGGAAUGGAUACACGCGGUCAAUGUUACGGAAGUUGAUUUUUUCUUCGGUGGUUUAGCCAAUUCAGCAGUGAUCAACAACUUAGUGGGAUCAGUGAUUACAACAGCCAAUGUUGAGAAAAUUCCAGGGCU